UUCCCGGAGGUGCAGUGGGGACGCAGGCCCCACCGAUUCAACAGAGCCGCACAAAGAGGCACUUCCUAAUAAUAAAGCCCUGUUUGGAGGUUAUUUUCAUGGAGGACUACCCUUAAAACAUAUGGAGAGUCAAGAGGAAAAGCCAGUCAUCUAUACCAUGGAAAACAAGCCGAUUGUAACAUGUGCUGGAGACCAGAGCUUGUUCACGUCGCUCUUCACCUCAUUGGCUCAGCAGCUUCCCAGGGAGCCAAUGGAGUGGAGAAGGACUUACGGCCGCGCACCAAAAAUGAUCCACCUUGAAGCUAAUUUUGUCCAGUUUAAGGAGGAGCUGCUCCCCAAGGAGGGCAACAAGGCUCUUCUCACGUUCCCCUUCCUCCACAUCUACUGGACCGACUGCUGUGACACGGAAACGUACAAGAGCUCAGUGAAGGAGGACAUGAUGCGCUGGCAGAACACGCUGCGGAGUCACAGCUCGGCGGACUGGGUCAUCAUAGCCGUGGAAACCAACGACACCAAGAAGAAGAACAAGCCCAACAUCCUGCCUCGCUCGUCCAUCGUGGACAAGAUCCGCAGCGACUUCUGCAACAAGCAGAACGACAGGUGCGUGGUUCUGUCGGACCCUCUGAAGGACUCGUCCCGGUCCCUGGAGUCCUGGAAUUCCCUGCUGUUGAAGCUGCGCACUCUCCUCCUCAUGUCGUUCACCAAAAACCUCGGGCGGUUUGAAGACGACAUGCGUACGCUCCGAGAGAAACGCACUCAGCCCGGCUGGAGCUUCUGUGAAUAUUUCAUGGUUCAGGAGGAGCUGGCCUUUGUUUUUGAGAUGCUGCAGCAGUUUGAAGACGCCUUGGUCCAGUAUGAUGAACUAGACGCUCUUUUCACUCAGUACGUCCUGAACUUCGGCGCAGGAGCAGACACGGCCAACUGGCUGGGGUCGUUCUGCGCCCCGGUGCGCAACUGGAGCGGCCUGCUGCUGCGGCGGCCCAUCGACAUGGAGAAGAGGGACAGCAUCCAGCGCGGAGAGGCCAGCCUGUUGGACCUGAGGAGCUACCUGUUCUCUCGGCAAUGCACUUUACUGAUCUUCCUGCAGAGACCCUGGGAGGUCACGCAGAGAGCCUUAGAGCUGCUCCACAACUGCGUGCAGGAACUGCGCCUGCUGGAGGUGUCUGUGAUAGACGGGGCGCUGGACUGCUGGGUGUUUCUCAGCUGCUUGGAGGUUCUGCACCGGAUCGAGGGCUGCUGUGAUCAGGCACAGCUAGCUGCCAACUGCUCCCAUACUGUCGGACUCUGGGCCUACGCUACAGACAAGCUGAAGAGUUUGGGUGAACUCUGCGGCCUGGUUUCAAAAAACGGGCCGACGUCCGAGGACCUGAACAGGACCGUGGAUCUGCUGGCAGGACUCGGGGAUGAGAGGCCAGAAACUGUCAACAGCUUGCAGAGUCCUUACAAAAAGCUGAAAGAAGCCUUGUCGUCCGUCGAGGCUUUCGAAAGGCACUAUCUCGAACUUUCUCAUGCUGCUAUGGAAAUGUACCAGGCCAUCGGCCGGCUGCGGUCCGCCAGGCUGGUGGGGAAGAGCCUGGCUGAGUUCUACAUGAGGAAGGGAGACCCUGAGCGGGCGGAAACCUUUCUGCAGGAAGCUUUGAAGUCGUACGCAUCGGAGGGAUGGAGUCUUCCUGUGACGCACACCAGGAAGCAGAUCGCUGAGUGUCAGAAACUGCUGGGCAGAACUGAAGACUACUUGCAAACCAGUGCCUUGCUGGCCGGUGAUGUGAAUCUCUCCACGGAGGAGAGGAAGCACUUUUGUCAGGAAAUUCUCACUUUUGCUGGCAGGUCCGGAAACCAAUCUCACAAAGUGACUCUCAGCAUGAAUGUCUUUGCUCAGCUAACGCGGCUACAGUUCCACCCAGCGGCCGCUUCGGUUCACUCCGGAGCCGUGCUGCAGGUGGAGCUCACUCUGAGGUGCCUGAUGCCCGUUUCAGUGCGCAUUCAGCAGCUGGCUGCUAGCAUUCACUUUGACAUCGAUCACGGAGGGACUCACGGGAGGUCCAAGGGGACACUGAGGAACUCAAACCAAGGGACAAUAGAGUUUAAACAGGGCAACUCAUCAGCAGGCCCGCCCUCCUCCGCGGCUGCUGGUCCCACGCUAGAAAUGGACGAGAUUCAGGACAGGAGUCCCUCGGACAAUUCUCUCAACUCCGUAGGAGUGGUGUGCAAAAACACCCACCUGAUCAUUCGCCGCCGUGAAAACGGCUCGCCGCCGGAGACGUCCAACUGUGUCAGCCCGCCUGCUGUGGCCAUGAAGGAAGGAGGACAGAUGCUGAAGGUGCAGAAUGUCACGUUAGAGCCCGGAAACAACAGCAUCACCUUGACAGCACCCAGUGGACAGCCGGGAACUUACAUGUUACGGCAGCUGUGCGCCACUGUGGGUGAAGUGCAGUUUGUGCUGUCUCAUAUCUACCCAUCGGUCCGAUAUGAAGUAUAUUCUCAGGAGCCCCAGCUCACCGUGGAGCCACUUUCAGAGCCUCUGUUGGCGGGGAUGGCUCAGUUGGUGAAAUUCACCCUGCUGACAGGUCACUACACUGUGAAGAAAGGAGACGCUCUGCAGCUCAGCAACACGGAAACCAUGCCCAUCCUGCCCUCCUCCAGCUGCACGGCCCGCAUCAGCAGCCCAGAGGCUGAGUUGGUGGGUGAAAGCGUCUUGUCCAUCCAGUCGUCUGAAAAGGUGACGAGCAUCAGCCUACCUCCCACCCCGCCCUACCACGUUCUGGAGUUCCAGCUCGAGGUUUUGUGCAUCAUCCCGUCCGGGUCCGAGCGGCCGGCCAACGAGAGGCUGACCAACGGGGAGGUGCGCCAUCGACCUCGCAGCUACAGUCAUCCCGACACACCCAUGACCGCCAUUGACCAAAGGAUGUCUAUCGACUGUCCAUGGUCGAUCUACUCCACCCUGCUCGCCCUUACCUUCUACAUCCCCUUCAAGACCAAACACUCACUCCUUUCCGCUGGCAACAGAAAGUACAUCCAGGUGUGUGUGCAGAACGUGUCAGAUAUGAACUUCACCCUGGCAGACAUGAAACUGACAGAGAAGCAACACUCAUCGUUGGAACUACAAUCCUUUAACACUAAAACAAAUCAGCUUCUGUGCAGCAAGCACAGCGUGUUCUGCUUGUGGGAGGUGAGGUGGAAGGACGAUCUGCCCUCGUGUCUACAGUGUGUUUUCUCUGCCAACUUCAGUCCGCCUAACCAAGACAGCUCUGCCUUCAAACCGUUCCACUACCAGUUCCAGCUGGAGAGAGUCACUACAUUGUACAGCGUGAGAGCGGAGAUCCUGCCCCCCGCGGGGGAGCAGCACUGCCGCUCCGGUUUGGUCUGCGAGCUGGAGGUGUGUAUAACACGACUGACUGAGCCCUCAGAGGGAGAGGUAGCCGAGGACAGCAAGACUGACACGGAUGGACUCAAAACCACCAGGCUUAUGUAUGAAGUGGCCGACAGCAGCAGCAACUGGGCCGUGUGUGGGAAGAGUUCAGGGAUGGUGCUGAUGCCUCUCAGGGUCAACGCCGCCCACAAGGUGCAGAUCGAGGUCAUGCCCCUGUUCGCUGGCCACCUGCCCUUCCCCAAAAUCAAAGUCCUCAAGUACCUCCCUCACAACGCUGCGGCGGCCAUCCAGCCGGACCCCGACAGCUGCGUGGAGAACGACAGCCUGUCCCUGCUGGACAAGGCGCUGGACGACCAGGGGGACACGGCGAGCAUCCGCAGCCGCGGCAGCGUCCACUCGGUGGGCAGCAGCGACCAGCAGCAGAGGGGCGUGGCCAUGCCGCGCCUGGAGCCCUUCAGUCCGGGACAGGUGUUCAACAACAGCCACUCGCAGCAGGUGCUGGUGCUGCCCACCGCCGACGACCACAUCAUGGAGGUCAACGCCACAUGACCCUGGGGGUGAAGACUCCUUCCUGUCAUCUCUGGACGAACUCGUCUGAGCCUCCGGAGCUUGUCCGGGCCUGGGUCCGCGCCGAACGCCGCCGACGCAGACUCUCUCCCCACCUCCCCCCCCUUUCCGUCUACGCAUGAAACGUUCACUUCACUGGAAACACGACGGACUGCACAGUGAAGAGCCAACGCCACCCGACGACGAGUUGAAAUAAAAUCGUGCUCCUUGCCAUACUUUGUACAUAUCUCAUUGAAUGGAUUUAUAGAUAUAAAUAUAUAAAUAUAUAUAUGAACUGGAGAAUCAAAUCUGCGCCUGUCGUGCUAUUUUGAACUAAAGGAAAAUAAUCCUGAUCGUCUCAUGUCGCACCAAAGCUCUCGAUGUUUGUACGCCAUGAUCUGCUACUGAAGUACCGUCACGCUGAGUGGGCGUGGCCUGCUAGAAGUGCCGCUCUGGACCUCUUUUUGGCUUUAUGUGUGUUUGAGAUAUUUGCCUCCAUCGCUACAAUUAAGUUAAAAUAUUUCUUUUCUCAUCCUCGCCGACUCUUCUGCUCCACUACUCUCAAGUGUUUCCUCAUCACGUACCUUAAAGCGGGAGAAUAAGAUUUAGGAUUACGCCCCUGAGCGAUUAUUAUGAGUAAUAACAGUAAAGAGACAGCGCCUCGUACUGAAUAUUUUUUAAAAAAACACGUUGUGGAAGUUACGCAGUUAAAUUUAUGUCCAUUUUGAGUAAAUACUGCUAUAUUUCUAGCUGAUGUUCCAUUAAAAUAAGUCAUUCUCAUUUAACUAAUGAUAAUAAAUGAGAGGGGAAAAAGGCUGAGUUUGAACUUUUAAAAAUAAAACAAAUAUUCCAAGUUCAGUUUGUAGUGUUCAAAAGUUAGUUUUUAAAUACCCCUGAGAAUUCUGUGACAUUUUCUUUUCUACUAAAUUAAGCUAAAAAUCAACUCAAAAGUCUCUCAUUUAAACCCAGUGAGAAAAUAAGAAGCUUAGACUGAUGAGGCGGUGUGUGUUUUUCUUGCUUUGCUGUGGCUCUGUGUCUCUGUAGGUGUGUGUGUGUGUGUGAGUGAUCAGGGCAGACUUCUACAGCGGGAUCAGCCAGCGGGCGGUACAGUCGGUCUUCAUGUGCAUAUUUAUUUGCUGUGUGCACAUGCGCGUGUCGCUGAACCUGUCCUAUGCACACAUGCUGCUGAUCCGCGAUGAUCUAAUGAGAGAAAUGGGGAACUCUACGAUUUGUUUUCUUCUUUUCUUUUCUUUUUUUGGGGAAAGAAUGAAUGUCAGCGACUUCCGCCCUGCCCCUCGACCCUCUGCUGUAUUCUGACCUCUGUACAUACUGAUCUGUACAUAAUGAUUGAAAUUAAAAAGGAUAUUUGAUGCCAACUGUA
Molecule: messenger RNA, 5297 nt
Organism: Xiphophorus hellerii (green swordtail)
Lineage: Eukaryota; Metazoa; Chordata; Actinopteri; Cyprinodontiformes; Poeciliidae
Gene: trappc10
Product: trafficking protein particle complex subunit 10
Exons: 23
Coding region: 122-3919 (1265 amino acids)
Biological process (GO): intra-Golgi vesicle-mediated transport; early endosome to Golgi transport
Cellular component (GO): TRAPPII protein complex
Molecular function (GO): protein binding
Source: RefSeq, a predicted model, not a curated record